Molecule: messenger RNA, 3540 nt
Organism: Diversispora eburnea
Lineage: Eukaryota; Fungi; Glomeromycota; Glomeromycetes; Diversisporales; Diversisporaceae
Source: the annotation of a GenBank genome assembly
AUGGAUAUUAAAGAAAAACGUAGGAUAUCACUUCCUGCACCAUAUAUGAGAUCCCAUUAUGAUGUAGUGGUAAUUGGUUCAGGUUACGGUGGAGCUAUUGCUGCCUCUCGUAUGUCACGAGCCGGAAAGAAAGUUGCACUUUUAGAAAAAGGUGAAGAAAGAUGGCCUGGAGAAUAUCCAGUAGAAUGGAAUGAAUGUCUAAAAGAAAUUCAGUAUAGUUCCGCUACAGGUCACGUGGGUAAACGGGAUGGAUUAUAUCAUUUUUAUAAUGGAAAAAGUCAAGAUGCUUAUGUUGGAUGUGGACUUGGAGGUACUUCACUUCUUAAUGCAAAUGUGGCUCUGGAGGCAGACCGACGUGUUUGGGAUAUGCCAAUUUGGCCAGAUGAAAUUCGUAAUGAUCAUAGUAGUAUAAAAGAAGGUUACAAACUGGCUAGAGAAAUGCUUGAACCAGUUCCUUAUCCUGAAGAUUUUCCAUCUCUUCCUAAACUUGAGGCUUUGGAAAAACAAGCUUAUAAAUUGGGUGAUGAAUAUGCAAAAAACUUUUAUCGUCCUCCUAUUACUGUCCAUUUUGAAGAUCGAAUAAAUAAUGCUGGAGUUCCACAAAAUAAAUCUACUUUAUCGGGUAACGAUUCUACAGGAGUUAAUGAUGGAAGUAAAAAUAGCACUUUGAUGAAUUAUAUUCCUGAUGCUUGGAAUCAUGGAUGUGAAAUUUUUUGUUCAAUUGAUGUGAAAAGAAUUAAGAAAGAAGAAAAAACUGGAAAAUGGAUUGUAUUUUAUGAAUGGUUAGAGAAUUCACGACAUGCAUUUAAGACUGAUUCUCAAAAUUCACUCUUUUUCGUGAUUGCUGAUGUUGUUUUCCUUGGUGCUGGAACCUUUGGUACCAAUGAGAUUUUACUUAGAUCAAAAGCAGCUGGUCUUGAAAUCAGUUCACAGUUGGGUCAAUCCUUUAGUGGAAACGGUGAUAUAUUGGCAUUUGGUUAUAAUACUGAAUUGUAUUGUAACGGAGUCGCUAUAGGCAAUAAUAAUCCCACUGAAUUUGUACCUCCCGUCGGUCCCACCAUUACUGGUAUCAUUGAUAUGCGUGAACAAGCUGACGAUGUUUUGGAUGGUUAUGUAAUUGAAGAAGGAGCAAUUCCUUAUGCUGUAGCCGCUGCUUGCAAUGUUUUAUUUUCUUCAUUAGAAGAUAACGAAGGUUCAGUAUCACCCAACCUUUCUUUGCUCGAAAAAAUUGUUGGAAAAACGAGAAAACUUGUUUCCAAGAUUUCUAAUUAUCGUGGAGCUAUUGCAAAUACUCAAGUUUACUUGAUCAUGUCACAUGAUGACAAUACUGGUUAUAUGGAAUUACAAGAUGAUAAAUUAAGUAUUAAUUAUCAAGGUGCCGGGAAAACUAAACAAGUUAAGGAUUUGAAUAGUUUAUUAGCGGAAGCUACUACUAGAGUAAAGGGUACCUUUAUUCCGUCACCUUUGUGGUCUGAGUUUUUAGGGUUAAUUACUGUGCAUCCGAUUGGUGGUUGUUGUAUGGGAAAGAAUGGUUAUGUGGGUGUUGUAAAUCACAAGGGUCAGGUUUUCAAAAGUGAUGACACAAAAGUUCAUGAAAAUCUUUACAUAUGUGAUGGAUCAAUCGUACCAAGGGCUCUUGGUGUCAAUCCUUUCUUAACCAUAAGUGCUUUAGCUGAAAGAAUUUGUAGUUUAGCUGCCAAAGAUCGAAGGUGGGAUAUUAACUAUAAACUUGUUGACAAAGAAAUCGAUUUCAGUGAUCCACUUGUUGCAUGGCCUCGUGAAAUUAUGGGACCAAAUGCCUAUGAAAUGUGGCCUCCAAAAACAGGUAGCAUUUCGUUUGCUGAAGUCAUGAGAGGUUAUUUCUCUACUGAUGUCACUAUAAAAGAUUACAAAGCCGCAGAAAUGCAAGCUAAAACUUCUAAUUCAACCAUGCAAUUUUUACUUAACAUUAUUAUGUUCGAUGUAAAAACUCUAUCUUCCCUUGAGAAUGAUGACUCGUGGAUUGCUGGUACCGUUUCAUGUCGAGCCUUAUCACCUGAUCCAUUACGCGUUCUUCGAGGAAAAUUCCGACUUUUUAUCAGUGAGGGAGAUAGAGUUGACACUAAUUCUAUGAUGUAUAACCUUAAUCUGAUGGCUACUGAUGGAACUAAAUAUCGGUUUAAAGGAUUUAAAUUGUUGGAUCAAUCUAACAUCUUAAAUGCUGUGGUAGAUGUAACUACAUUAUAUGUUUCUGUUUAUGAAUUUCGUGAUGGUGAUGAUUUAAAUUUCGAUACUGAUUCGGAUGCGGAUGAUGAUGAAGGAAGAAAAGUUAUUGGAAGAGGAAUUUUAGAAAUAUUACCAAAUGAUUUUAUUAAACAGAUAGUUGGUGCUGUGGUUGACUUUUUCAAGUUCUUCGGCCAAACUAUGGCUGAACGUACUUUGACCAGAUUUCUUUCGUUGCAGUAUUCUUCAGAUAAAAGUAAUGUGCAACAUUAUGAAAGAAGUAGGCCAGCUGAAGAAUCUUAUGAUGUGAUUGCCGAAGAUGGAGUGAAAACAAAAUUAUAUAGAUAUAAAGGAGGAAAUAAGGGUCCUGUACUUUUGGUCCACGGUGCUUCUGUAACACAUGAUAUGUUUGCAACAACUUUAAUUAAACAUAACUUUUUGGAUUAUCUCAUUGAAAACAAUUAUGAUGUGUUCUUGGUUGAUUAUCGCCUUGCUCCAUCAAAUGCAGAAAGUUUUAAUCAGCAUACUAUUGAAGAUUGUGUAUUAGAUGUUAAACAAGCUGUAAAUGAUAUUCGACGAAUUACUGAAUGUGAAAAGAUUGCGGUGAUUGCACAUUGUUUUGGAUCACCUUUAACAUUUAUGGGUCUAUUGAGUGGACAAAUUGAAGGAGUCGGUUCACUUUUUGCAUCACAAUCGGCAAUGAAUCCGGUAUUCGCUUUCUGGAAUCGAGUCAAAAAUGAUCUUCAUUUGGUUCAAUUUUUCAGAAAGGUUUUAAGACAAGAAACAUUUGAUGUUCGAACUUCACCACACACCACUUUGUUACAAUCCGCUCUUAAUCAACUUUUACGAUUCUAUCCAUACCCAAAAGGUGGAGUAUGUCGAAAUGCGCUGUGUCACAGAAAUUCAAUGGCCUUUGGAACACUUUAUCAACAUAAAAAUUUAAACCAAAAUUUACAUGAUAAUCUUGAUGAAUUCAUGGGAGCCAUUAAUUUAACUACAAUGGAACAACUUGCCAAUUCUGCAAGAAAAGGAGUAUUGUUAAAUCCAAACGGAGAAGAUGUUUAUGUCACUGAUGAUAAUAUUAAAAAAUAUUUGAAUUUCCCUAUUACUUUAAUGCAUGGAAAUGAUAAUACUGUGUUUAAUGAAGAAGGAAUGAGGAAAACUUAUGAGAAACUUAUUUUUAAUAAUGGUGGUUCUAAAUACGCUUUACACAACCUUACUGGUUAUGGUCAUUUAGAUGUUUGGUGGGGGAACAGAGCUCAUAUCGAUAUAUUCCCAAGAGUUUUAAGGCACUUGGAAGAUACAAAGAAUUUAUAUGGAUAUGCUUACAAAGAAUAA